CACACACACACAAGCACAUGCACACGCACACGCACACGCACACGCACAGAAGCGACACAGCUGUAUCACCGAGAUACUGCCGUUCAUUCGCCGUGGGCUAUGCAGCCCUUAACCGAACCGCCAGCCUCUCGAGUCCUCGUCGCUCCUUCAGAAACAAAAGAGAGUCUCACCGUGUGGAGCGCGUCUCUCUCUCUCCACCUCGCCGUCUCCGAAUAGCAGCAGAGCAGCGUUUCAUUAAGAAACCGGGCGUCUCCGUUCUUGAAUCUGUCAUGCAUAUUACAAUAUAGUACAUUAUUAUUAGUAGAAGUCGUAGCAGUAUUGGGACUGAAGGAUUUUUUUCCUGAAUGGAUGCAUCGAAUCGAGUGGAGAUUGCUCCUCUCUACUCUGCGAGACCCCGCUCUUUGAUCUGGAGCUCAGUGUAUGUGUUUUAUUGCAGUGCAAUGAUUCAGGGAAGUGAAGAUGCCUGACCUCGCGCUGACCUCUCUGUAGAAGCCAGGAUGUCCGUCGCUGAGUCUAUGCCCCUCCCCCGGCCACGCCCCCGUGAGAGACGGUCCCGCCCCCCUGUCAAACCAAAACCCGCCAUCCCAUGCAAACCGAGCCUCUCCAGCUCCCCUGAGAACGGACUGAGAGAGCCCGCCCUGCCCCUCCUCCCGAACGAGACACGGCGCCCCCUAGCAGUCAGCCGCUCCGGCGCGGAGAGAGCGGAGGAGAGAGAGAGCGCCGGGAAGGUGCAGAGGAUUCUGAAUCACUUCAGACAGCAGGAGAAGGAGAACGUCGUGAAGGAUGCUGGGAAAUGCCCCUCUCCGGUUUCCGCCAAGCCCCCCAAACCGCUCAGGGGGGGCUGUGCCCCCCCCUCGGAGCCCCCCGCCCCGCAGCCGGCGCUGGAAAAGCCCCCGCUCCCUCCCAAAGAGAAGAGGAAAGAGCAGGGGGAGCACGAGGCAGGGAGGGGGGGCGACAAACCAGACCCGGAUGGGAAGGAGGCAGAGUCCCAACUUCAGUCAAACGGCAGCAGCGUGGAGGCAGGCAGAUCUCUGCCUCCCCCCGGUGGCUGCCAGAGGGACUGCUCUUGUCUGUGUCACCAGAAGCGGGCCGGAAUGAUUCUCGUGUGGGUGCCAGCGGGAGAGUCUCAGGGAGAGGAGGAAGAGAGGGACACAGACUCCUUCUCAGAGGAGGAGACCCAAAUGGUCCAGGACAGCCCAGCUGGGGGUCAGUCCGGCUCCAACUCCCAGAGUUCUCAGGAAAUACCUGAAAGCUCUGUGACGUAUUCUGAAAUGACCUUCGAAGUGCCCAGCCUGGACAGGGAGAAAACAGAGACCCCUGACUCACCCGCAGAGGAGGAUCCCGUCUACGAAUCGACCAUCGAAACCUGUAGGCCUGAGGUCGCCAAGGAAACGUCAGCCAGGGUUCCGAAGCCUCCCAGGAAGUUCAAGCAGCCCCCCCAGGCUUCCUCGUCAACGGAGAGAGAGGUGGAGGAGGAGGAGGAGGAGGAGGAAGAGCCGCCCCCCGCACUCCCCCCCAGACUGCCCCGCAAGCCCCCCCGGCCAGCCUCGGUGCCACACGGUGGCCAGGGAGCGGUAUUGCAGGCGGAGAGCAGGCAAUCUCUCAAUCUCACCCCCGGCAGCCCCGCUGUGGUCAGACGGUCUUGCUCCCCUUGUCCAGAGGAAGGGGUUCCGUCUUCACUGUCCCGGGACCCCUCGAAAGAUGAGGGAGAUGAGAUCGGAAGUGACUGGGAUGAACUUGAUGAUAUAAAAGACAUCAGUGAGCCGAUUCUAACUCGACGGGUGUCGAUAGACUGGGAGGCCAAACUUCAGGAUGAGCCGCUGUACCAGACCUACCGGGAGACGGUCAUCUCCAAGGAGAUCAAGCGACAGUCUGUGUCCCGUAACCUCAGCAAGACCAGCUGGGACUACAGCAGCGAGCCCUCGAGCCAGGGCCCCCCCCGGGGCCAGGUCCGGACGGGGCCCCCUCAGAGCUCCCUGUGGCAGGAGCUGCAGUCCGUGCGCGAGAGCGGGGUGCUGGCGGAACUCACCCUCGCAGAGUGCAAGUUCCAGGAGAGCAUGUUCGAGGUGCUGACGUCCGAAGCCUCGUACCUGCGCUCUCUCAACGUGCUGACGGAUCACUUCCUGGACUCGCGGGAGCUCAGCGACACCAUCAUCAUCCGCGAGAGGAAGAUCCUCUUCUCCAACAUCACCCGGGUCAAGGAGGUCAGCGAGAGGUUCCUGAAGGAUCUGGAGGAGAGGGUGGAGGAAAGCCUUGUGAUCUCGGAUAUCUGUGAUAUUAUCCAUUACCACGCCCAGCACCACUUCCCCGUGUACAUCGACUACGUGAGGAACCAGAUCUACCAGGAGAAGACCUACAGCGCCCUCAUGGAGAGGAAUGUGCAGUUUGCCUCAGUGAUCACUCGUCUGCAGGAGUCCCCACAGUGCCAGCGGCUGCCCUUCAUGUCCUUCCUGCUGCUUCCCUUCCAGAGAAUCACCCGCAUCAGGAUGCUGGUGGAGAACAUCCUGAAGAGGACGGAGGAGGGGACCAGCGAGGAGCAGAAUGCGUCCAGAGCCCUGGUCUCUGUGUCCAAGAUCAUCGCGGAGUGCAACAGCGAGGUGGGGAAGAUGAAGCAGGUGGAGGAGCUGAUCCACAUCGCCAAGAGCGUGGAGUUCGACAAGCUGAAAGCCCUGCCUCUCAUCUCUCAGACCCGAUACCUGGAGAAGCGAGGGGAGCUGUUGGAGGCGGUGAGGGGGGGCACCCUGUUCAGCUCCAGGCCCAGGUUCAGCCCGGUCUACCUCUUCCUCUUCAAUGACCUGCUUCUCAUCACCAACAAGAAGAGUGGUGAUCGCUAUGUGGUGGUUGACCAUGCCCAUCGAUCUCUGGUUCAGGUUCAGUCCAAUAAGGAGACGUCUCUGGGCCCCGGGCUGGAUCACUGCUUCUACUUGACUAUCUUGGAGAACCACCAGGGCAAGAUGAUGGAGCGUCUUCUCAAAGCACCCAACCAAUCAGAUAUGCAUCGCUGGAUGGCAGCGUUCCCUAAUCCUGGUGAUCCGGAGAAAUCCAAUGAUGAGACUAUUUACGAGGAUUGGGACUGUCCACAGGUCCAGUGUAUCGAGGCAUACUCAGCCCAGCAGGCUGACGAGUUGAGUUUGGAGCGCACCGAUAUCGUCAAUGUGCUGAGGAAGACGACAGAAGGCUGGUGUGAGGGGAUUCGCCUGGCUGAUGGUCAGAAGGGCUGGUUCCCGGGCAGCAUUGUCCAGGAGAUCACCAACGAGCACGUGCGCCGGCGGAACCUCCGCGAGCGGUACCGCGUCAUCCAGGCAGCCGAGCAGAUGACCAAGAGCAGGACCAUCUCCUAGCGGACUGAGCCAGGCACUGCGCCAAGGCCCCCAGCCCCUCCCUGCGCGUUCUACAGGGCAGCACAUAAAUACUGUAACGAGUGACAGCUCCGUGCUGCAGUCCACUUGCCAGCUCUUUAUUAUUUAUUUCUUAGCAGACUUUCUUAAGCUCUUUCUUAAAGGACUGGGACAGACGGCUGACACAGCAGGCUCUCGGUUGGCAGACGGUUCCUUAAUGUUUCAAAAAGUCACGCGGCCGUGCCUUUACCAGGGGAGACUAUCGGGGACCCCUGCGCUCCCGACUGUGUGACUCCCCCCUGCACACCACGCGGCCGUGCCUUUACCAGGGGAGAAAAUUGGGAGGCCAUUAUUGAUCUCAGAAUCUCAUCAAGCAGCUUCUUGAAGGAUCCCAGGGUGUCAGCUUCAACAACAUUACUGGGGAGUUGGUUCCAGACCCUCACAAUUCUCUGUGUAAAAAAAGUGCCUCCUAUUUUCUGUUCCGAACACCCCUUUAUCUAAUCUCCGUUUGUGACCCCUGGUCCUUGUUUCUUUUUUUCAGGUUGAAAAAGUCUCUUGGGUCAACAUUGUCAAUACCUUUCAGAUCGCCGCGUAGUCUCCUUUGUCCAAGACUGAAUAGAUUCAAUUAUUUUAGCCUGUCUGCAUACGACAUGCCUUUUAAACCUGGUAUAAUUCUGGUUGCUCUUCUUUGCACUCUUUCUAGAGCAGCAAUAUCCUUUUUGUAGCGUGGUGACCAGAACUGAACACAAUAUAUGAAGCUUUGGCAUAAACAGACCCAAGCUUCAAGCAGUAUGCUUGGUGCAGGACUGAGGUGAUAUAAUAUACUGAUAUAUUCAGUAUGGUGACAUAAUCGCUUGCAACGGAGCCAUCUGAUUGGCUAGAAAGCCUGUACAGUGCAUUCUAGUUUAUAAUAAUGAAAUUCCCAGCAGGAUCCUUUUAUGCUUUUUGUAUUUUUUUUUUUUUUCCCCCAACAACUCCGCAGGUCGACGUGUGAUGAAUCUGGCAAACAAAACAGAGCCUGAUUUUCAAAAAACGACUGUUUUAGACGUGCUAAUUAAGUCGCAGUUCUCUGUGGUUAAGGAUAAUAAUUUUAUCAAAGCACCGUUUGACCUAAGCGAAUGUUUUUAAUGCUCUUCCAAAAACAGUCCUUAGGAAAAAAAACUUAUCCUUACAGGGAUGGAGGAAAUAAGACUCCAAAUCCGUAGUAGUUUGAUCCAUUCCUGAGUUUAAUCAGACCUGAGCGUGUGACCUUUACACUGUGGCUAAUCAGGCUCAUAGUAAAACCUGGAAUGGAUGAAACUGCUAUGCAACAGGAGUCUUAUUUCCAUCCCUGUAUGAUCAUAUUCAUGCUGUAUUGGGACACGCUUUAUUUUAGGUGGAACUUUUUUUUUUAAUUAACUGGCCUUGGGACAAAUUCACGAAUGGUCAAUUUAAUGUACAGUAAACCUAUUUAUGAACUAAUAGGAAAAAUAUCCUAUCUUCAGACAGUAUGAUCAGUUCCAACUCAGUCUUGUCAUUGAAAUUGUGUCUGUUUAAAGACAUUUUAAGGACUGCAGAGAUGUUUAGCAAACAAGACCAGCUUUUACAUUAUUAUAACUUUGAUUUCUUUGUGUAUACAUUGGUUAUUAUAUUAGCUAUUAACACAGAACGAGCAGCAUUUGUCAAUGUUUUUAACAGCUGAUGGAUGCUGAAACUGCCCUUAAAAUAAAGUGCGACUCAGAGCUGUUUUAGUACUGUAGCUGUAUAUAUAUAUAUAUGAAGAUUUUAAUACAAAGAGUGUGUUUUGAGUAAGGAAAUAUAAUCUUAAUGUUACAUUAAAUGCAACCUGUUCAUUUCAACCCUUUUUUUUUUUUCAAAUGCGCUGAAUUAUAAAUAUCUUUGCAGGGGAAAGAACAACACAGGAAUAAAACAUGAUAGAAAUCAAGCAUUUGUUUUUAUUCAUCAAACUGUUUACAGUAACAAUAAUAAAACAAGCCUUUUUUUUAUAAAUUAAA
Acipenser ruthenus (sterlet) is the source of this 5332-nucleotide messenger RNA. Its product is annotated as rho guanine nucleotide exchange factor 15. NCBI's taxonomy places the organism in Eukaryota, Metazoa, Chordata, Actinopteri, Acipenseriformes, Acipenseridae. Gene Ontology annotation, biological process: activation of GTPase activity. The coding region runs from base 498 to 3341 and encodes 947 amino acids. The record is from RefSeq and is a predicted model, not a curated record. The transcript is spliced from 16 exons. Gene Ontology annotation, molecular function: protein binding; guanyl-nucleotide exchange factor activity.